AUGUUUCGUAUCUUUGUCACAAUCACCUGCGCUGUGCUCUGGGAAGCCUCAAGCAGCCAAGCUGUGACUCCGACCGUGCAGGUGGCUAAGCAGUGGAAGUUGCUGUCUUACGACUUCCAGCCGGAGGCACCCAUCCGCGAUCCCAAUUUCUUUAAUCCGCAGAAUGUGCUGAUUACCGGCUUGGCUGUGACUGAGGACCGCAUAUUUGUGGCCACGCCGAAACUAUUCAGCGGAGUGCCGUCCACAGUCACUUGGGUAUCCAAGGCACAAUUUGGAGACUCUCCCGUGUUACAGGCCUAUCCUGACUGGUCCUUCUCAAAUACGGCGCGUACGGAUUUCAAUUGCAGCGAUCUUAUACUGACCUCCGUGUAUCGACUACGCAUCGACUCCUGCAAUCGCCUCUGGCUGCUAGAUGCCGGCAUUUCGCGCUCCUUGGAGGAUUACGAACGCACAUGUGCUCCCAAAAUCCUUGUUGUGGAUUUGAACACCGAUCGCGUGGUGAGGCGCGUGGACUUUCCCGCAGAAGUUCUUCGCGGCGAAUCGCUUUUCACGAACAUGGUCAUCGACGAGACCUCGGCGAAGCACUGUGAUGAUGUUUUUGUCUACAUAAGUGACACUGUGGAGCCGGGCAUUGUUGUGUACGAUAGUGGCAAGGAUGUGACGUGGCGCGUCUCGCAUCCGGCAAUGUACCCUGACCCUGAUUUUGCACAAUCCGAGAUUCUUAACGAUCGUUUUGUGCUGAUGGACGGCGUUGUCGGUUUGGCCUUUGAUGAACGCAACGGAAUUGUCUAUUUCCAGCCUUUGGCCACAGAUCGUAUCUUUUCUGUGCACAAGAAUGUGCUCCGUGCCGGUCCCUUGCCUUCCGGUCAAAUGCUUGACAUUAAACUGGUCGGAAAGAAGUCCUCACAGGGCAUUGGACUUGCCGUCGGACCCUUUGACAACAGCCUCAUUUUCAGUCCACUCAGCGAGACGGCCAUUGCCUCAUGGAAUCCGGCAACUAACCAGCAGUCUGUGCUGGCCUACGAUCGUGAUCGUUUACAGUUCAUUGCCGACAUGACGACCACACGAGCGGAACCAGGUGUGAUCUAUGCCAUAUCUUCAAAGUUUCAUCGCUUCUUUUUGAAGAAUCUGAAUUCGAAUGAGCUGAACAAUCGCAUAUUACGUUUGGAGCUGCCACAUAGCAGCAAUUCAUUGCAGGCUCAUCCACUGCCGGUGCCCGCGCACAAUAGUCUGCAUGCCUACGGCAUUACCGGCCUCUACAGUACACAGAGUGCAGCGCACGCCCUACAAUCCUACUUCACCAGUCCUGCACUCCAAGCGGGUACCACACAGCCACCAUACAAAUACGAUCACUCAGGCAUUCUCAAUUAUUCGCUGCGCAAUCCUUUUACGGCCCUUAAUCAGGGCGAGGCUUUCCCACCCAGCAAGGCGACGAGGGAUAACUAUCAACGCUCCUAUUUGGACACUCUGGUAGGCGGCAGUGUUCCAGCGCCGCAGCCUAUAGCCUACACCCCACAACAACGUCACAGUGGUUACUACUAUCAGCGAGGUGCAGGUGCAAACUUUCAUCCACAGUAUAAGGAGCUGAUAAAUAUUUACGAAUGGCGCAAUUUGGAAUUUGCCUUUCCGAAUGAACGGGAACGCACCCAGGCCUUGAAUAGUGGACGCUACAAUCCUGACAGUCCCAUUCCCAUCGACAUCGAUGUGUAUUACCCACCAAAAAGCACCGAACCGCGCCUCUUCAUUACAAUUCCGCGCUUUGGCCAGGGUGUGCCCUACUCGCUAGCACAGCUUACGAGGGUGAAGCGUCCUAAUGGCACUGAGCUGCAGCCGUUUCCCAGCUACGACUGGCACAGCUCCCAUGGCACAAACUGUGAUGGACUCACAUCGGUAUAUCGCGUGCAUAUUGAUCCCUGCGGUCAAAUGUGGAUUUUGGACAGCGGAGAAAUCGAAUUCGAGCAGCACUGCGCUCCGCAAAUUGUCGUCCUAGACUUGGCCACAAAUCAGCUGAUACAUCGUUAUCGGCUGCCCUCAGACGACUACAAGCCAAAGAUCAGUCGAUUCGUAACGCCUCUCGUAGACAUCACAGAUCCUCCACCGCAGGGCAGCUGCAAGGAGGCCAUUGUUUACAUGAGCGAUCCAACAGGAAUGGGCAUAGUAGUUUACGAUGUGCUGGCUGGCAAGUCGUGGCGCAUCGAAAACAAGUUCACAUAUCCUAAUCCGACAUUCGGCACUCACACCAUAGCGGGUGAGAGCUUUGAACUACUGGAUGGAACACUAGGUUUGGCUGUGACGCCUCAAGGGAUCGGUUUGCGUCGAUUACUAUACUUUCACUCGCUCUCCAACGAGCUGGAGGUGGCUAUUCCCCUUGACGUGAUCAAUAACGCAACCAAUUGGGGAUAUGGGAUCAGCUCGUCACUGGAUGAGUUCAUUCCUCUGGGCAGGCGGAAUGUACAAUGCGCUGCCUCUGCGAUUAGCAAGGCCGGCUUUUGGUUUUGUGGCUUCCUCGAACCCAUCGGCAUCUUUGGCUGGAACAUUCGCACACCGUACACUAUGGAUAAUGUGCAACUACUUGCUUUCAAUCCGGAAACAUUGCAGUUCGUGAGCGGAAUGAAGAUUAUCAGGCGACCAGGCGACAUGCUCGAAGAGCUUUGGGUGCUGUCGAAUCGAUUGCAAAAGGCAUUUUCCGGUGCGCUCAACUACAAAGAGAUCAAUUAUCGCGUUCAGCGCUGCUCCGUCGAUGACAUGUUGUUGGGAAGGGGCUGCCGAGUGUAG
Messenger RNA from Scaptodrosophila lebanonensis, 2775 nucleotides. RefSeq lists its product as uncharacterized. Lineage: Eukaryota; Metazoa; Arthropoda; Insecta; Diptera; Drosophilidae. The record is from RefSeq and is a predicted model, not a curated record. The coding region runs from base 1 to 2775 and encodes 924 amino acids. The transcript has 5 exons. Gene Ontology annotation, cellular component: extracellular region.